GUUUGCAAACCCACCCCCGCUCGGCUCGUCACGCCGGAUCGCGGGGGGGGGGGCUGGGCCAGGCUUCCCUCGGGGCGGCCACAUCAGCCCGAGGAGGCGGCCCAUCGGCUGCGGGAAGUCGAUUGCUGAGGUCUGGGGAGAGACACACCUUCCUCCGGCCCCAGCGCCGCAGAUCCGGGUGCAGCAGCCGAGGGGGGCAGAGGGGGAAGCAGCCCCCCCAGCGGCGCGCGUGCGGGAGAUCCGCGCACCUUGGAAGAUGGCCUCCGCCAACGACACCCGGCAGGCCCAGAAAGAUGCCGCCGACCAGAACUUCGACUACAUGUUCAAGCUGCUGAUCAUCGGGAACAGCAGCGUGGGGAAGACGUCCUUCCUGUUCCGCUACGCCGACGACUCCUUCACCUCGGCCUUCGUCAGCACCGUGGGCAUCGACUUCAAGGUCAAGACGGUCUACAGGAACGAGAAGCGGGUCAAGCUGCAGAUCUGGGACACCGCAGGGCAGGAGAGAUACCGGACGAUCACGACGGCUUAUUACCGAGGAGCCAUGGGCUUUCUGUUGAUGUACGACAUCGCCAACCAGGAUUCCUUCAACGCCGUGCAGGACUGGGCGACCCAGAUCAAGACCUACUCAUGGGAUAACGCCCAGGUGAUCCUGGUGGGGAACAAGUGUGACCUGGAAGAUGACCGAGUGGUGGCCACGGAGGAUGGCAAGAGGCUGGCAGAUGAGCUAGGGUUUGAAUUCUUCGAAGCCAGCGCCAAGGACAACAUCAACGUCAAGCAGGUCUUUGAGCGCCUGGUGGACAUUAUCUGCGAGAAGAUGAACGAGAGCCUGGACACCAACACCACCCUCGUCGGCAACAGCAAGAACGGGGCCCUGACUGAGACUCCACCCCCACAGUCCAGCAGCUGCUCCUGCUAGAUAACAGACUCCACCCACCUCCGCUCCUCUCUUUCCGCCCCCCCUCACCCCCGCCCCAGCAAUCACAUUGAUGUCAUAGAUAAAUAGGAUGGGAGGUUAUGGGGAGAGGCAGAUCUCUUGGGCUGGUGUCCCACUGUUUCUCUAUUUGCCUAUGACAACAAUGCGUUUUCCCUUUCCUUAUUCCCAAGCCAGGGUUCUUCCAUCCCGGCAACCACAGCCAGCAGAGGGAUGAGGAACGUGAGCCCAUCCACCGGACCUCAGAGGUGGUGGGGCAGGCCCAGGCCCCCCACCGCUGACGGAAAUUGGCCUGACUUCCGUUGACUUUGAUGGCGCUGACGUGGGUGCUACGGAUCCAACGGGGGUCUGAUGCCUCAGCAGCUGCACAGUCUCUUGGGCGUGCGUCUAUUAACCAAGCCCUAGGUGCAGCUUUGCAGAAGGCUGGGGCAUCGAACCCCCAUGUAGAUCUGUGACAACUGCUCUGUGUUUGUAAGAGGACGGAGAGGGGCGUCGGGGGAGAUGUGGGGAGGUUUUCUGCACAGGGCUUGCUGCAGGAUCCUCAUGCUGGAAAACAGGUGUUGGGGGAGGGGGAAGAUCCAGUUUCAUCUCAAUUUUCCACUGAACAUUUCAGGCUUUUCCCAGUGAAAAUUCGUGUCCUGACCAUCUUUGACCAAAAAUCGGAGCGACUUAUUCUGAAAUGCCUCCUGGAUGUUGUAGUCCAGCUGCCUUGUGCUCCUGUUCUCUUCUGUAGAAUGGAGGCCUUGGUCAGACUACAUCUCCCACGAUGCACCACAUUCUCUCUGCUAGGAGGGGGGGUUGCAUCAUGGGAGUCCCUGGCCAUGGUGCAGCAUGGGAGAUGUAGUCCAACUAAGGAACCCGGCUCAUAGGGGAGAAUGGAAGCUUGAGGCCACUGAACUACAACUCCCAUGAGGCACCACAGCAGCAUUUCCAAAGCAACUCAACCCCACGUGACUUUCCCAUAGAGUCGUACACCCUGUAAAUGGCCAGGGGUGCCUAGUGUGCUCCCCCACCCUGGUGCAUUUGUUUGCACUAGUGUCAAAGGCUCCCAUGGCGGGGUUUCAGUAAAAAUAACACAAAGCACCCGAGAGUUGGGCCAAAGAUCCCAGGCCUGAUUUCCCGUUGCACUGAGCCUUGUACGGUGAUUUAUUUACACGAGGAUGUGAGGGGUUAAAAUCAAUUCUAAUCUGAUUUGCACUAAUGGUGCAUGGGGGGAGGGGUUGCACUAGUGAUGCAGGGCACUGGGGAGUUGGACCAGUGAGGCAGGAAGGGCCACUGGGUAGAGAGACUUUCCUCCGUCUUGGGGUGUUGGUUCCAGGCCGGAGCCUGGCUUGGCAGUGACUGAGACCCUAAGCUAAUGCAGGCAACGCAAGAGCUCGCCCCAGCCUUGAGGCUUCGGGAUCCAUCACUAUUUGGUGCAGUGUCCUACACUGUGAGGGGCUGGUGCGCUGUGGGGAAGCUGAGGCACAGCUGCCCUAGAACCAAGCUUCGUAGGGCCUGGGGCCCAGAUCCCCUUGCCGUUCCCUGGGAUUUGAGGACAUCUGACUCCCUUUGUGAUGCCCUGUGCCCCCAGCCUGUAUUAAAUAUCCCCGUCAGGCCCAAAGACUCCAGUGCUGUUAUUUUUGGGAGGUGCCGUGCAGGCACCCAAUGGGGCACCUUCCAGAAAGCUGUAGCUGGUAGAUGGGCCUUGGAUAACCCCCAGGGGAGGAAAAUCACUAGAUUCCCCAUCAGGGGAUGGCUAUGCUUGGACCUGGACCAGGGCAUGAGACUCGGUUGUUCCCCUACUUCUGGGGUCGUGCCUAGUACCUGGUGUCAGCUAGAGCAGCCACUGGGCUGCUCUAAUUCAUGCUCUGUUUCCCAAGAGCCCCUGCUGAAGCAUGGAGUACCCAUAAUGCAAUGUGUUCCUCUCACACACCCCCACACACUAGGUUCAGUGCCCUUCUACCAGCUUCCCAUUGGCUGGGGUAGGCCCUGCUCCUGCACACUGUGUGUGGGAGCGGGGGAGGCAGGAUUCUCAGGUUGGGCUGUCUCUGCCCACUUUAUUCAGCCUUAAAGGGGCCUUAACUGAGAAUCAGCCUCUGGAAUCUGGACUCUUGUGUGGCAGCUGCCCCUUACUGUACCGGGACUCGGCUCCUUUAAAAAGGAGUCAGACACGUUCCAGGGUGACGUGAAAUGCUCCUUGAUGUCCCAGCCAUUUCAGCCCCUCUGCGGCUAUCGAUUAGCUUCUCCUCGCUGGAGCAAGCUUCUAUGCGACAACUGGGCUCUCCUGGAGUCCGAUCUCACGGCUCUCUGUGAAGCAAGCGCUCAGGAUGCGGCUGCAGGGACCGGUGCGCUGGGGAGACCAGACAGCAAGGGUGAAAACUCGGGAUGGGGGUGCGGGGUAAUAGACACCUAUAUAAGACAAAGCCCCAAAUCUGGGGACUGUCCCUAUAGAAGCGGGACAUCUGGUCACCCUAUGGUGCACCAUCCCUCAGCUCACAAUGCGACACUUACACGCUUCGUGCCCCAGCCGUGCAGUGUUUUGGCCACGGGGUGGGGGGGGGGGGUUUGCAUCACUCAGAUUUCCAGGGGAUGUGCAAUCUUUAAAAACGGAGGAGAGGCCAGUGUCUUACUUUUACAAAAAAAAAAAAACAAAAGUGCCUUUAGCAAAAGCCAAACUCUUGAUCAGUCAUGUGUAGCUUGCCACGGUCCCAGCUAAGCUGUAGCCCCGUGGUAAAUGUCUUGUUUAACUUCACGCUCUUUUCUUCUUAGCCAGACCUAUGCCUUCCCCCUACACCCUUCCCAGAGUUAUUUGAGAGAGAGAGAUAGCAGAGUUCAAGGCCAGAAGGGAUCAUUCACUCAUCUCCUCUGACCUGCUGUGAAUCAGAGGCCAUGACACUUCAUCCAGUUACCCCUGUCUUGAGCCAAAGAUAGAUACACUGGCACUGAUCUUUAAAAUCCCUGCGGUCAGAUCUCUGUAACAGGGUGUGUGUGUGGGGGGGGGGGGGGAGAUUUAUAACUGAUGUAGCAUGUGAACAUUGGAAGGUGGCAUCCACCCCAAAAAAUAGGCCUAAAGAAAUUUAAACCUGACCAAAGUGGGAUUUAGGUAUGACUGGGGCGGGGAUGGGCUUUUUGUUCUGUGUUUGUACAGGGCCUGGCACACUGGGCCAUGACCAGGCUUCUGAGCGCUACCAUAAUAUGCCUAAUAAAGACUAAUAAUGCCUUUGAAAAUCCCAA
Mauremys reevesii (Reeves's turtle) is the source of this 4147-nucleotide messenger RNA. RefSeq names its product RAB3D, member RAS oncogene family (gene RAB3D). NCBI's taxonomy places the organism in Eukaryota, Metazoa, Chordata, Testudines, Geoemydidae. Gene Ontology annotation, molecular function: GTP binding; GTPase activity. Bases 257 to 916 code for a protein of 219 amino acids. Gene Ontology annotation, biological process: regulation of exocytosis; protein localization to plasma membrane; protein secretion. The transcript has 5 exons. The record is from RefSeq and is a predicted model, not a curated record. Gene Ontology annotation, cellular component: synaptic vesicle; endosome; plasma membrane.